Tribolium castaneum (red flour beetle) is the source of this 1114-nucleotide messenger RNA. RefSeq names its product proteasome subunit alpha type-1. The coding region runs from base 110 to 943 and encodes 277 amino acids. The record is from RefSeq and is a predicted model, not a curated record. The transcript has a single exon. NCBI's taxonomy places the organism in Eukaryota, Metazoa, Arthropoda, Insecta, Coleoptera, Tenebrionidae. Gene Ontology annotation, biological process: proteasomal protein catabolic process; ubiquitin-dependent protein catabolic process. Gene Ontology annotation, cellular component: nucleus; proteasome core complex, alpha-subunit complex; proteasome core complex.
UGUCAAAAACGUAUGUCUUAUUCUGUCAAAAAUAUCCGCAAGUGACACAGCAGCAUUACAUGGUUAUAAAAACAAAACCGGUAAAGUUCAGUAAAAAUCAGUGUUAGAAAUGUUUCGCAACCAAUACGACAGCGACGUGACCGUCUGGAGCCCCCAGGGCCGCCUCCACCAGGUGGAGUACGCCAUGGAGGCCGUAAAUUUGGGCUCCGCCACCGUGGGUCUCAAAAGCAAGACUCACGCCGUUCUCAUCGCCCUCAAAAGAGCCUCGUCUGAACUAUCAGCCUACCAGAAGAAAAUCAUCAACAUCGACGACCACAUCGGAAUCACCAUCUCAGGCCUCACAGCCGACGCCAGAAUCCUGAGCCGUUACAUGCGGACUGAAUGCCUCAAUUACAAGUAUUCGCACGACACCCACUUGCCCCUAAACCGCCUCAUCAGCCAGCUGGGAAACAAGAUGCAGUUGUGCACUCAGAGGUACGACCGCAGGCCCUACGGCGUGGGGCUCCUUGUGGCGGGUUAUGACGACCAGGGGGCCCACAUUUACCAGACCUGCCCCUCUGCCAAUUACUACGACUGUAAGGCAAUGUCAAUUGGGGCGCGUUCGCAGAGCGCUAGGACUUACCUGGAGAAGCACUUGGAGGAAUUGUCUUCGUGUUCUCUUGAAGAGCUGAUUAAACACGGCUUGAGGGCUCUUAGGGACACUUUGCCCCCUGAAGUCGACUUAACCAUUAAAAACGUUUCCAUCGGUUACGUUGGCAAGGGACAAAGCUUCAAGAUUUUGGUCGAUGAUGAAACUGGGCCUUACUUGGCUAUGAUUCAGGGUGAGGAGAGGAGAGGGGGUGGGGCUCAAGAGCCCCCAGCAGGGCCUCUCAGAGAUGAGGCGGGGGACCAAGACCAGGGCCCCAGGGAUCCGGUUCCAGCUGUAGCAAUGGAUACGGAAUAAGGAUAAUGGGGCCUUUUCAUUUUUCGUUAAUCAGUUGUGUUUUACCUCUGAGAAAUUGGAUUGGUUUUGUGCCGUGGCUGUCGUAAGUGAGGCAGCCACGGCACAGGAUCACUAAAUAUUACUAAACUGUAUUCUUUUAUUAAAUAAUCAAUAAACGAAGUAAUUUGUAAA